UUUCUUUCGCAACCAUACUGUCCAGCUUUGGCGGUAUUUCUGGCAGUACAGCAUGGAGGAACAAUGCCACAGUUUAGGAUUACACAUUAUGUCAUUGCCGUUUUUAUUUUUGGAGUCUUUGGCAAAGCUCUAACAGCAGUGAUCCAAACACAGCAGACUGUGCUGGCAGCAGUGGGAGAAGAUGCUGAAUUCAGCUGUCAGCUCUUGAAGUCUAAAGACGUCCUUCAGGUCACAUGGCAGAAAAUCUCACCUGAUGUGGAGACAAAUGUUGCCACCUACAGCAAGCAGUUUGGUCAGAGAGUGAAUGAUGGCUUUACAGACAAAGUUGAGUUUAAAUAUACUGGACUACAGAACUGCUCCAUAGUCAUCAGGAAUGUGACGGAGCAGGAUGAAGGAUGCUACCACUGUCUGUUUAACACUUAUCCUGAAGGCUCAUUCACAGGUACACCCUGCCUGCAUGUCUUUGAGCUGCAUGAACCUGUUGUUGAUGUCAGAGAGUCAAACUCUACUGAAGAGUGGGUUGUUUCCUGUUCAGCCACUGGUCGACCUGCUCCCACUGUAACACUCAGUGUCUCACAACAACACCUCAGCUUCUCACAGUACAACACUGUCAGUGUGUCCAACACCAACGCUACAUUCACUGUCACCACUACAGCUGUGCUCUCAGGUUCACGUAAACACAGCACACAGGUGGGAUGUGCAGCACGAGUGCUCUCUGCUCCUCACAGAGAGGUGAUGGUGACGAUUCCUGAUGAUGAUGAUGAUGGGUUAAAUGAGAAAUCAGGAUCUAAUCAAAGAAAUUUAGUUCUCAGGAUUUCAGUCAUGCUGGCCUCUGUGUUGUUGGUUGCCUGUGGUUUUUCAGCUCCACUCAUCUUUAUUGCGGUUCAGAAAGAAAACUCAGAGCAGGAAUGAAACACCUUCAGUCAACCAAACUGAAAAUCAGCUCAAAAAGUGGAGACCUGAGAGAAACCAGCCAAACCACAAUCCAAGGCUUUCACCUUCACCUGCUCAAAGACUUACUGUUUAACAGCGUUGACUUGUUUUUUGGAGCAGGGUUUGCAGCUAGAUGUCUGGCUUUUCUGGACGACACACAUGUUAAAACGGACAGCUAGCAUGUUCUGAACUCUUUUUUUUUCACUGGUCUUAAUCAGUUAAAACUGAAUUUGCAGUAAUUAAAGUGUCCGUUUUCACUUCCAUUUCCUUCAGUAAUCAGUAUCCUUGCCCUCUUUGUCUUUGAAAACAAAUUAGUGCCAGCAUUAAUUUGUACAACACUAAUGAUUCACUUGAUCUUUGAAAAUGUGCUCAAAUUAUUUCAAACACUAGAUGUUAGUGGUGUAGCAAUUCUGUAAAACCUUUAAUACCUCGAUUGUUUGAACACAACUUUUGCUGAUACCUCAAAAUUUCUUUAUGGUGAAGGUAUAUAAAAAACAACAAAACAGUAUAACUGUUUUGUUACCAGAGGUCUGAUCACUUGAUCAGGACUGUAUCAUGGUGAAUAAUUUCUAUGUAUUUUCAGUUUACUUUCUGGAUGUACUUAAUUUGCAGAGACCAAGUUUUGUGUGCAUCUGUAGUGUAGUGGUUAGUGCGCUUGAUUGAAGCGAAGAAGGUCUCUGAUUGGCAGCUCAUACGUAUUUUUUACUCAGAAAGAAUUUUUGUGUUUUUCAAAAGUGAACUGAAUGUGAUUGAAGUGAGAGUUUAAAGUUGACUUGUUUUGAAAUUUCUCAGCUUUUUCAGUUUUACAGUGUGAUGUUAAGAUUUGAAACACAAAACCAGAUUCAUAUUAAUGUGUUGUGAUUUGCUAUUUUAAUGUAAAUUCUUUGUACUAUUUUUUAUAACUUUUUUAAAACAUUAAACCUUUUUUACAGUAAUUUUGGAUGACUGGUUAAACUGCUUUUGUAGCCGAAUACUCUUCAAAUACAAAUAACCACAAUUAAAAUCCCACAUUGUGUUCACUUAGACGACAACAGAUUUUCAUGUGAAAUUACACAAAAAGACCACAUGAGGUCUCUGUUUAUUCAUGGUGAAGGUAUGGAGGCUUUUCAAAAUUUGUAAACAUGACAUACAAAUACAUUUACAUUCAUGAAGUUUUCAGUUCUCAGCCCAGUAAUAAUUGUCAUGUAAGACCAUGCUGGUGUUUCUUGUCAGGUAUUGUUGGUAUAGUGUUUUAGUGGUUUUAUUUAGUACUUUCGUUUAUCCACAAAAGUAAUUUUAGUCUGAUUUUUUUCAGCAAAUCAGAGAUGAAGCCUCGACGAAUUGAAUUAUGAAGAUGCUAAUUAGGUUACCUGUCUGUUAUUUGGUGUGUAAGUAAUCCUGAGCCUGUUUAGCAUCAGUAGCUCACAGCUGAAAGAAUAGUUUUAGGAUUUUCAUCAUCAACCUGCAAAUUAUUUGCAGUUAUAGUGAGGCAAAAAAAAAAGAGAGAUGUUUCAUACUAACGAUUGUAUUUUAUUUUUCAAUUUUUAAUUGUCUGUUUAAUGUUAUGUCCACAGUCAGAAUCUGUUUCCCCCCUUCCUCCCCUUGGUGUCUCUGUGGGUUAAAGAAAAGGAGGGAAAUCUGUAUGAUCAGUGUUUGGCCUUUACACAUUUACCAACAUGAGCAUUACAAACACCUCUGUUAGGUCCAUGUGGACUGUAAGUUAAGUUGGCAGGUAGCUUUUUUCUUUAUAAAAAGUGGACCUGCAUGUUGUUGCCCAUAUUUCAUCUGAGUGUAAAAAUACAGAAUGUCUAAUUAGUGAUGUGAAGACACACAGAGCAGAAAAAUGUACACUUGAAGAUAACAACAUGUAAACUUUCAUGCAGUAAAUUUAAGUCUCUUGCAGAGUUACAGUCACCGCAACAGCUCACAUUUUCAUGAAGCAUGGUAGUGUGUGGGACGUGAUCUCAAGGGAAUACCCCUGUACCUCUGUGUAGAAGGUCAUCAUUUAAAAAAAAAAAAAAAAAAAGGAUAAAGACUUACCGUUAGAGACAGAUGAGGACACAAUUUUUAGCAAAUGAGAAAAUUUCACUUUUUAAAAGCUAUUUCCCAGGUGCUGUUUAACAGAGCACAGAAUUUUGAUCUUUGGAUGUUUGCAUUAUUUUAUUUUUCUCACACAAAGAAAAUCAUUUCAUAAAAAUAUUAAUGAUAUUAAUGAUUUUGCUUUUCUGUGUAUGACGGGUCCUGACUGAUCAAGAAUAAAAAUUACAUAAACAAAGUUAAUCAAUUAAAAACACAGGAUAAGAAAGUCGUUUUAUAUUUUUAAUGUGUGCACAUUUUCAAACUAAACAUCUUCAUGUUCACUUCCUGUUAGUCAGAGUUUUACUCAGCUUUAGCUAAGCAGAUACUUUCUAAUCAGGGAUCUAAGUGUUGGAGUUUUAACUGAAUGCUGAAUGUUUGCCUUAUAAACCUGUUUCAUGAUUUUUUACUGAUUUAUCUUUAAUAUAUUAUUGUCUCAAUUUCCAUAAAUUUAUUGUUGGUCAGCUGAUUUGUUUAAUGGAUUUUUCCUGUGUUUCAGAUUUUGACAUGAACAUAGCUCAUGCCCAGUAAUUUCUUUUCUUAAAGCAGCUUCAGUUUAGUCGC
This is a messenger RNA of Oreochromis aureus, 3552 nucleotides long. RefSeq names its product OX-2 membrane glycoprotein-like. The record is from RefSeq and is a predicted model, not a curated record. Bases 64 to 912 code for a protein of 282 amino acids. Gene Ontology annotation, molecular function: cell-cell adhesion mediator activity. NCBI's taxonomy places the organism in Eukaryota, Metazoa, Chordata, Actinopteri, Cichliformes, Cichlidae. The transcript has 6 exons.